UUUGUUUCCUACAAUCCUCUAUCUUUCAAUUUCUUAGGGUUUUUGAGAAAAAAACGUUAAAAGUAAUUUUAAUGGUGGUAGACAAAAGCAGCGAAGCUUCUCCUUUGUGUUGUGCUCUUCCAAUGUACAGCCCAAAAUAUUCAAGUUAUGCCACUGAAGAAGAUUCAAACAACCUGAACCAUACUCCAAAACACAAAAGAACCAAUGCUUUGCUCACUAAUUCUGCUUCAGCUCACGAUCUGAGAUGUCAAGGGGUAGAGAAAGAGAAGCAAGAUACUAACUCACCGAGAGGAGUCCUAGAAGCCUGCUUAACCCGAUGCUCAAUCUCCUCGACCUCGUCUUCCUUAGACGAUCCUCCUCCAAAUAGAGAAGCUGUUGAAAACGCAAACGCAGACGCAGAAGCACGCAUCAAGAACCACAGAGCAUCUUCUAACUGGGGAAAGUUCUUCAAACAUUGGAAACGCAAGUCCAUGAAACGCCUCUCUUCCUUUCCUCCAUUAGCACAUAGACGCAAUAAAAACGUAGAUCAGCACGUAGACGUUCUGAACGUCCACGAUAUCUACGACUUUCAAUCAUCUCUACACAGCUUCUCAAUCACUGACCUAGAAAUCGCAACUGAUAACUUCAGCCCCGAAAAUAUAAUCGGAAGAGGCGGUUACGCAGAGGUUUACCAAGGGAUUCUACCAGAAGGGAAGCUAAUCGCUGUGAAACGUCUCAUAAAAGGCACACCAGACGAGCAGACAGCUGAGUUUUUGUCCGAACUUGGGAUUAUAGCUCAUGUUGAUCACCCUAACACGGCCAAGUUCAUUGGUUGUUGCAUCGACGGUGGAAUGCAUCUCGUUUUCUGGCUAUCUCCUCUUGGAAGCCUAGGCUCUCUCCUCCAUGGACCUUCAAAAGAUAAGCUUACUUGGAACAGACGUUACAAGGUGGCGUCAGGAACAGCAGAUGGACUAAUGUAUCUACAUGAAGGUUGUCAAAGACGAAUCAUUCAUCGAGACAUUAAAGCUGAUAACAUUCUCCUCACCGAGGAUUUUCAACCGCAGAUUUGUGAUUUCGGAUUAGCCAAAUGGCUUCCUAAGCAAUUGACGCACCACAACGUAUCCAAAUUCGAAGGAACAUUCGGGUACUUUGCGCCGGAAUAUUUUAUGCACGGAAUAGUUGAUGAGAAGACCGAUGUUUUCGCCUUUGGAGUACUUCUCUUGGAGCUUAUAACCGGCCAUCCUGCUCUUGACGAUUCUCAGCAGAGCCUUGUCUUAUGGGCCAAGCCGUUACUAGAUAAGAAAGAGAUAACGCAAUUGGUGGAUCCGUCUCUUGGCGAUGAGUAUAACCUAGAAGAGCUUAGCCGGUUAACUUCCACGGCUUCUUUAUGCAUCGAACAGUCUUCUCUCCUACGACCUCGGAUGAGCCAGGUUGUGGAAUUAUUAUUAGGUCAAGAAGGUGAUGAUAUGACUCUAAGAGAAGACAAGAGAAAUAUGAUGCAACGAACGUAUUCUGAAGAUUUAUUAGAUAGUAUAGAGUAUAACUCAACUAAGUACUUGAGAGAUCUUGACCACAUUCGAGAGGUUGCUUUAGCUUCUUGAAAAAUUAAACAAAAAUUAUUAUGUAAAAAAAACUAUUUAGGUUUUUGUUAUUUGGAGAAUGUAAAUAUGAAAUUCAAGUCUAGAUAUAGUAACCGUUUCACUCA
Brassica oleracea var. oleracea is the source of this 1684-nucleotide messenger RNA. RefSeq names its product receptor-like cytosolic serine/threonine-protein kinase RBK2. The record is from RefSeq and is a predicted model, not a curated record. Lineage: Eukaryota; Viridiplantae; Streptophyta; Magnoliopsida; Brassicales; Brassicaceae. Gene Ontology annotation, biological process: protein phosphorylation. Gene Ontology annotation, molecular function: protein kinase activity; ATP binding. The coding region runs from base 72 to 1580 and encodes 502 amino acids. The transcript has 8 exons.